GCCAACUUCGUCAAACCAUUCUGCGGCGAGGGGAGUCGCGAGAUGUCGGUGAGGGGAAUCAGCGGCGAUGCGCACUUCUUCGAGGAGAGCGUGAACAUGGAGCGAAUCAAGAAGCUCCUCGACAACAAGACAGGGACGGCAGGUGUGUCGGAGAAGCUCCAAGCGAUGAAGACUCUUUUGGCGAUGAUCUCGAAGGGCGAAGACGUGUCCCUUUUCUUUGCCGACGUGGUUAAGAACGUCAUCGUCAACUCGGUCGAAGUCAAGAAGAUGGUGUAUAUGUACCUCGUGCACUAUGCGGAUGCAAACGCUCAGUGUCGGGAACUCGCAUUGCUCUCAAUCAAUUCGUUCCAAAAGGAUCUGGCCGACCCGAACCAGCUCAUUCGAGCGCUCGCCCUCCGUGUCAUGACGAGCAUUCGUGUGCGCGACAUUAUUCAGAUUCAACUCAUCGCCAUUCGAAAAUGCGCGGGAGAUCCUUCUCCAUACGUGCGCAAAUGUGCGGCGAAUGCGUUGAGCAAGGUGCACUUGAUGGACAGCACCGACCAGAAUGAAGUGUUGGCGGAGAUCAUCUCGCUUCUUCUUGCCGACUCGAGCACGAUGGUGCUGGGUAGCGCAGUCCAGGCGCUGAACGAGAUUUGCCCCGACCGUAUGGACUUGUUGCACCCCGCAUUUCGCAAGUUGUGCCACUUGCUGGCGGACAUUGACGAGUGGGGACAAGCGGUUGUGAUCCAUGUGUUGACGCGGUACUGCCGCGAACAGUUCCAAAGCCCCAAGCAAGAAGACCCAUCGAAGCAAUCGAAUGCUGUCAAGGAACUGUUUCCAAAGCGUAAAGUGAAGAAGGGAUUUUACUCGGACGAGGAGGACGAUCCCAAGGCGAAGUCGUCGUCGCACACCCCAGCGAGAUCGAAUCCGUUUCAUCUCGGCAGCAGCAGCAGCAGCAAUCUCUUUGGGGCGUCCAAGGAACACGUUCCGUCGAUUGGUUCGGUGUUUCGAUCGAACGACGUCGCGUCCGGCAUUGGCGGCGGUGAAGAACUCGAUGAAGACCAUCGACUCCUUCUCCGGUCGUCAAUUCCGCUGCUCAAGUCGCGCAACUCGGCGGUCGUCCUCGCCGUCUCGACUUUGCACUACUACUGCGGCACCCAAAGCACGGCCACAUGCACGUUGCUGGGCAAGUCGUUGGUCCGCAUCAUGCGCAACCAACGGGAAAUCCAAUUCGUCGUGCUCUCUGUGAUUGCAUCGAUGGCCACGGCGCGGCCGCACAUGUUUUUGCCGUUCUUGCAAGACUUUUUCGUCCGUGCAACCGACCCGAGCUACUCGCGCCAACUCAAACUCAACAUUUUGACGGCGCUCGUCACGGAAGAGACAGUCGCUACCAUUCUACGUGAAUUCCAGGCGUACGUACGACAUGUGGACAAGGGAUUCGUCACGAUGACAGUGCGAGCGCUGGGCCGUGUGGCCGACGCGAUGCCGUCGGUGUCGGAAAAGUGCCUCAAAGGACUCAUGCGUCUCGUUCGAUCUGUGCACGAACAAGUGGUCGCCGAGAGUGUUGUCGUGAUCCGCCAACUGCUUCAGCAACAGCAGCACACGACCCGCCCAGACACGCCGCAAGCCGCCAAUAACGCCAAAGUUGUUCGAUCCCUCGCUGCUAUGUUGGUGUCUGGCCGUGUGACGUCACCGCUUGCCCGCGCAUCCAUCGUGUGGAUGCUCGGGGAAUUUGCAGUCGACGACCUGAUCUCACGCGAGUCGUUGCGGUGCUUGUGUGCGACGUUCCCGGAGGAAGCAACCGAAGUCAAAAUGCAGCUGCUCAACCUAGCGGUGAAACUUGCCCUGAACGCACCUACACACACGAACGUUCAGCUGUGUUUGCAGUACGUGGUGGAGCUGAGCAAGUUUGACCUGGACUACGACCUCCGCGACCGCGCGCGCCUCGUUCGAGCUGCGUUGAACCAGUCGGCACUUCACCCGAACACAAUCUUCUUGAGCAAGAAGCCCGCUCCACUCAUCGGGGUCUCCCAUGAGCAAACAUCGAGCAAGUUUACUCUCGGAUCUUUAUCUGAGAUCGUGCACCACAGCGUGACGGGGUACGUUCCGCUGCCUGCGUGGCGAUCGGAAAAGGCAGACAGGAGACUGCGCGAUGCGGUCGCGGAGCUUCCGCCGUCCAUGUCGCGGGACACCGGGUCUCGUGGAAAGAACUCGUCAAAGGCGUCGAAGGGCUCGAAAAAACUGUCGGGCGGCGGUUUUUACAGCGAGAGCGACGACGAUGCGAGCGAUGAAACCGGCAGCGACGAUGGCAGCGAUGACGAAAGCGAUGACGACGACGCCUCCAGCGAAGAAGCAAGCGAAGACGAGAGCGAGGAAGCCGAGAGCGACAGCGAAGAGGAGAGCGAAGAAGAGAGCGAGGAGGAAUCGUCCGAAGAGAGUGAACCACUUCCGCAAAAGUCCAGGAAAAGCAACAAAGCACCCGCCAAAUCCCGAUCGACUACCGCGGCUGCCCCCGCUGUUCCUGCGUUUAACCAGCAGGCUUCGUUUCAACAGCCUGCACAGUCACCAUCCUUUCUCGACCCGUUCGAUUUUUUGUCGACUCCGUCGUCGAGCAACCAAAUCAACUCGUCUAGCAUGCUCGCGGACCUGUCCAACCUCACGAUGAGUGCCACGGUGCCGACGAAUCGAUCUGUGCUUGUGUCGGACUCGGAUGGCCUCAUCAUCGAGUACACGUACCUCCGGACGCCUUCCAUGUACUCGCCGCACAUGAACGUGGUGCAGUGCUACAUCUCGAACCAAUCGUCAGCCCCCCUCGCGCGCAUCCGCGUUAGCGUCGACGCAAAGACCGCGAAGCGUGGCAACGUGAUCCCGUUUCCAGAAGUUCCCGUCGUAUACCCCGGCAGUUCGUCAAUGGUGCAGCUCCACGUGGACUUCCGCGGCGUCCUGGAAAAUGUCCGCCUCACGGUGCACUCUGGCUUUGCCCAGGGAGACAAUGACGAAGACGAAGGCAUCGAAGGAGAGCUCGUGCCCACGAUUGGCGAGCUCCUGCAUCCAUUCCAUGUGACGAUGGACCAGUUCGCGCAGCUGUGGACGAUGAAGCAGUCGGGGCCGCCACUUGUGGUCGAGUCGCGGCUGUUUUUGGCCACGACGUUGGGGGUGCUCAUCCAGCAGCUCACGCACGCCCUCAAUCUGAGCCACAUCAACGCGCAUCAAUUGCAGGCGCUGCACCUCCAGCAGCAGCAGCAGCAGCCGCCGGUGCAGCUGGUCGGCAAACUUCGCACGGACAAGGAAGUGUGGAUGCUCGCGACGUUGGAAGUGAACUUUGCCAACGGCAGCAUGCGACUCCAAGUCGCGCAGACGGCACCGCACUUGUCGCAAGCGCUCUUGGACGCCAUGACGACCUUGAUUUCCGAAUCGAAGUAGGAGACUUAACACCAACCACAAUGCACAUUGAUUCGGUCGCGGUGGCAUGCGAUGUGCAUGGUCUACGCUCUGGCACAACG
This is a messenger RNA of Aphanomyces invadans, 3482 nucleotides long. RefSeq lists its product as hypothetical. Gene Ontology annotation, biological process: intracellular protein transport; vesicle-mediated transport. Bases 43 to 3402 code for a protein of 1119 amino acids. The transcript has 4 exons. The record is from RefSeq and is a predicted model, not a curated record. Lineage: Eukaryota; Oomycota; Saprolegniomycetes; Saprolegniales; Verrucalvaceae. Gene Ontology annotation, cellular component: AP-3 adaptor complex; membrane coat.